GCGUCGCGCACGUGAUUGCCGUGAAUGGAACGACCAGGAGCUGCGCCGUCGCAACGUCCUGACUGGGGAGGCGACCAAGGAGGCUCCUCCGAGCAUGGGUCCUUCAACGCCUGGCCCGAAGCGAUUCGAAAGACUCAGGCGCCUGAAUCUUCCGAUUGCAGCCUUUUGCGCCGCUGUCACGGGGAUGGUGCCUCUCGGUCUGAUGGCCCUCUUGCUCUUCUCGGAUGUUGCCGAAGGACCACCGGCCGUCUCUGUGCCCACUGCAUCGCAAACUCUCGAUUCGAGUUUCGCCGGUGCAGCACAGCUUGCAGAACUUCGCCUUUCCAUGGAGACGCUGCGACAGGAAAUGCGACGCCAGGAUCCUGCCGUGGCAUCACGCCUGUCGAUGUUGGAAGAGGCCAUAGCCGGGGAUGCCGGAGCCGCGUCCUCCUCGGUGGCUUCUGCCGCGGCAGACGCUGCACGGAAGUCUUCAGCAGAGGCUCGCGCGGCCGCAGAGCGCGCUGCAGCGCUGGCUGCUGCAGUGGGAGAACGCAGCGGUACCUCGGAUCCCACAGCUGAUGCCAUCGCUGGUCUUGGUGUGGACUGGGCGGCGUGGAGCGCAGGCGCCGACAUUGACCGAAGCCAGAGCUCCGGCGGCCUGGGGCGGAGCUUGCUGGGACGCCUUGGCAGAGUUCUUGCCACAUUGGUUCCCGUGACAAGAACGUUCCUUGGCGCCGCAUCCCAUUCGCCGGAGGUCGUCCUGACCUGGGAGACGGGGCCCCCAUCGAGGUGCUUCGCGUUGGAUUUGCCGCGGGGCUCGCUUGCCAUCCGCUUCUCUCGAGAUAUUCGUCCCAGCCAUGUGGUGACUGUUGUUUGCUCAUUUGUCGCUAUGCUGCGUGCCGCGCUGCUCGUCCUUGGCUGCUUUGGUGGCUAUGCAGUUCGCCCUGCAGAGGCAGUUCGCGCGACGAACAACAUGACGGAAGAUUCGCAAGGAAUGGAGGAGCGAGUGCGAAAGCUUCUUUGCAACUACGGCUUCGCUUACAACUUGCCGAACUUGCCCGAAGGGAUCACGCUGGACCCGUUGCCCCAUCCUUGCUGCGAGCAAAGCAAGUGCGCUGCCAUCAACAAGAGUCCCAACUGCACAGUGCAGUGUCACGUGGCCUUCCGACCACCGCCAGAGGGUGUUGGGGUCGACAUGUUCCUGCCGAGGGAGUGUGCAGAGCCCACGACCGCCAUCAAGCCAUAUGUCAAGCCGAACCGUAGGAAGCCGUUCGAAGUCUACUUCGGCGAGCCCAACGAGAAGGUGUUGGCCUUUCAAGGGAAGCGCUUGGACAUCGGUGACAAAGAUCUGGUGGUUUCUCGGCAGGAGCUGGCAGCCACCUGCGUGGCUGAAUCGAAGUUCGGUAUACAAGUCUCCCGAAGCAAACUGGCGUUGCGGAUGGCGCGCGAAGACUGGUCGUUGUUAAAGGCAGAUGGCCUACUGGACUCUCAUGGCAAGAAGCUGGAGGUCAAGAAGAUUAUCUUGGUCGACACCAUGGCUCCGAGUAGCCGUAUCGGUGUCAAUGCUGACGAGAAGGUUCAGCUGGAGAGCACGGACAUCACCUACCCGACUCAAUGCUGUGCGCUGGUCGGCAAGGUACCGACCGCCCACGCGCUGUCCCUCUUCCAUCUUGCCGGUGUCAUGAGCGGCGCGGCAGAGAAGGACUUCGACCUUGGCCUCCGAGUGAACCUGGACGGUACCAGGCACCUCCUGGAUGCAUGCAGGGCACGGACGCAGGGAGGUGCAGCACCCGCCAAGUUCAUCUUUACUUCUUCGCUGGCCGUCUUUGGCGAGACAUACGGAGAACAAGGACGAGCCAUAGGUGACACGGACAAGAUCGUCCCAAAGAAUACUUAUGGCAUGACCAAGGCGGUGUGCGAACUAUUGGUGAACGACUAUACCAGGAAGAGCUUCAUAGACGGUCGCACGGCAAGGCUCCCCACCGUCAUCGUGCGACCUGGCCGGCCCAACGCUGCAACGACCAGUUGCUUCUCAGGAGUCGUGAGAGAGCCGCUCCAUGGUGAGGAUGCAGUGCUCCCUGUGGCAAGGACGCUGCCCCACUCUGUGACAAGCACGCGAGCACUGAUCUCCAACCUUGUAAUUCUUCAUGAUGCUGAUUGGCCACAGACAUUGACAGACCGCUCAGCAAAUCUGCCUUCCAGGCCAUGCACGCUGCAGCAGCUGAUUGAUGCGCUCUACGAGGUUGUGCCUGAGGACGAGCAUACCAAGCUGGGAAAGAUCGUCGACAAGGAGGACACCUUCCUCAGCCGCGUGGUGGGCAGCAUGGGCUCCAACCUCUCUUACGAGCGUGCGCGG
Symbiodinium sp. CCMP2456 is the source of this 2335-nucleotide messenger RNA. The record is from the annotation of a GenBank genome assembly. NCBI's taxonomy places the organism in Eukaryota, Dinophyceae, Suessiales, Symbiodiniaceae.